This is a messenger RNA of Dunckerocampus dactyliophorus (ringed pipefish), 1209 nucleotides long. It is a transcript of the gene c4h9orf78, whose product is annotated as chromosome 4 C9orf78 homolog. The record is from RefSeq and is a predicted model, not a curated record. Gene Ontology annotation, cellular component: spliceosomal complex. The coding region runs from base 100 to 975 and encodes 291 amino acids. Lineage: Eukaryota; Metazoa; Chordata; Actinopteri; Syngnathiformes; Syngnathidae. Gene Ontology annotation, biological process: mRNA splicing, via spliceosome. The transcript has 9 exons.
GUGGAGCGCUGUUGUUGUGCACCUUUUAAAAUCGUCCUCCUCUGAAGAAGAGUUUUCGGCCCACUCACUCGCCCAAGGUACAGUUAAAACUGUUUUAAAAUGCCUUCCUGCAAGAAUUUCAGGAGGAGAACUGAUUCUUCGGAUGUGGAAGAAGACGAAACAACGCAAGAAGUCAGAUCUAAAGUAGAAGAGGCCAAAGAGCUACAGAGUCUACGACGACGGCAGAACGGAGUCAGCGUGACUGCCUUGUUGGUUGGAGAAAAAUUACCACCUGAGGCUGAGAUUGACAAUGACCCUUUUAAACUGAAAACUGGAGGUGUUGUUGACAUGAAGAAAGUAAAAGAUCGCAACCGAGACAUGACAGAGGACGACACAGACCUCAAUCUGGGCACCUCCUUUUCAGCCGAAACCAACAGAAGAGAUGAAGAUGCAGACAUGAUGAAAUAUAUUGAGACAGAGCUAAGAAGAAAGAAGGGCCUCGUGGAAGCAGAGGAACAAAAAGUCAAGGUGAAAAAUGCAGAAGACCAUCUGUACGAGCUGCCUGAGAACAUCCGAGUCAACUCUGCCAAAAAGACAGAGGAGAUGUUAUCCAAUCAGAUGCUGAGUGGGAUCCCUGAGGUCGACCUUGGGAUAGAUGCAAAGAUAAAGAACAUCAUCCAGACAGAGGAGGCCAAAGCCAAGCUAAUAGCAGAACAAAGGAACAAGAAAAAAGACAACGGAACGUCAUUUGUUCCCACCAACAUCGCCGUCAACUAUGUCCAACACAACCGCUUUUACCAUGAGGACGCUAAUGCAUCUCAGAGGCACCACAGACACAGAGAGGAACCAAAAGCAAGGCCCCUGCGUGUAGGAGACACUGAGAAACCUGGUCCAGAGACAACGUCGCCACAAAACUUUCGCAAACGGCCAAAUAACGAAAAGGCCACUGAUGACUACCAUUAUGAGAAGUUCAAGAAGAUGAAUCGCCGAUACUAAGAUGUUUUAUUGCAAUAAACUGCUGAGCCCACCAUUGUCACCAAGCAAUGAGAAAUGCCCACAUAACGAGGCCACCUGCGAUACCAAUACCAUUACAGCAAUGAAUGGACAAUAAUUACAUGUUUGUGCAAAAACAUCUUCAGAGGUUGAAGCUACCCUCACCUUGCAGUGCUUUGUAAAUAAUGUACAUAUUUCUAAGUUCCAUUUCAGUUGUCUAUUAAAAAACAGAAACAA